Molecule: messenger RNA, 677 nt
Organism: Aspergillus saccharolyticus JOP 1030-1
Lineage: Eukaryota; Fungi; Ascomycota; Eurotiomycetes; Eurotiales; Aspergillaceae
Exons: 1
Coding region: 34-207 (57 amino acids)
Source: RefSeq, a predicted model, not a curated record
CCCAUCCUCAAAUUCAGAUCCUGCACCAUGUUAAUGUCCGAAGCGCGCCUUGCUCGGUGCUGCUGCUUUUCAAUUCUAUUCGCCUCCCUCUGCUGGCUGUAUGUCGCUUAUCAAGGCUUCGAUCCGGACGUGAAGUUUAUUCUCUGGACUUUUGUUGGUCCGGCUUUCUAUGCUACUUUUGGAUGGCGGUGGGAUACCGUUGGUUGAUUGAUGGGUAGUGGCUGUCUGUUUCUGGUGUGUCUACCUAUGGUGUUCAGUUGAAAGGUUAGAGUCUCCAAUGGGAUUCUCUUGUCUUUGAGGUGGCUUUGAGCGGGAUGGAAUACGACGCCACCACAAUGACGACCAACGCGACGACAAAGCAACCGCCAACUAUCGACUUGGGUCAUCCGUGAGCCCGUCAGUCUGCGAGAGUAGCAUUGUUCACAUAUCCCAGUGUUCGACCAUUGCAGGACCGUCUUCCGCUGGACAUCGGCGGUCGCUGGGAGAUUCGGGCGUUGUCCCACCUGAGGGACUGCAGCUGCCACUCUGCAAAGUCGCCGGGUGAUCGUUUGAAAACCAGUAUCUCGAAGCAAUCGGGAGCAACACCCUAUGUUUAGACUCUGCGACUCGCUUGAUGCAUUGGAUAUCAUCUUCACGAUCUGAUAGAAUCAAUGGUGUGUGAAGAGCACACUCACUAG